AUGGUUCAUGGCCACAAGCGGAGAAGCAGUGCACCGUGCGCUGACUCAUUGAAGGCCCCAGACCUGGGACUGCCCAGGCAGGCAGCCUUCCCUAGCGAGGGCAGAGGGGACACAGACCUGAACCAGUUACCAAGAACCAAAGAGCCCAAGUCACUCCAAGGCUCCUUGAAAAGAAAGCAGGCCAUCAGCCUGUCUCCUGUCAGCAAGAGGCCCAAUGGCUUUGUGGACAACUCCUUCCUGGAUAUGAAGAGAAUCUGUGUUGGGGAGAGCCUCCCUGCAGGGCAAGGCAGCCUCCACGUCAGUAACGGACCGAGUCAGCUCCUGGUGGGGGCCGCGCCCGGGAGCCAGGCACCCCUGCGAAAGGCCAGCACCCUGCCUCCACCGGCACACUCGCCCGGCAGCAGCCUGUUCAACACGGGCUUGAAGGAGGUGAAGAAGGAGCCAGGAGAGGCCCUGUCUUGCAGUAAGCACAUGGAUGGACAGAUGGUCCAGGAGAGCGUCUUUCCUGAUAGGUUCGGAGACGAGCCUGGGGAGCAGCUCAUGGACCCGGAGCUGCAGGAGCUCUUCAAUGAGCUGUCCAACAUCUCCGUGCCACCCCUGAGCGACCUGGACCUGGAGAACAUGAUCAACGCCACCAUUAAGCAGGAUGACCCGUUUCACCUUGACCUGAGCCAGCAAAACCAGAGGAGCACGCCCAGGCCCUCCCUGUCCAUGGAGAAGAUAGUAAUCAAAAGUGAAUUCUCACCCGUCCUGACGCAGGGCCCCUCCAGCUCUCCUCAGCUGAGGCCCCCAUCGGCCGGCCCGGCCUUCUCCAUGGCCAGCUCUGCCCUUUCCACUUCAUCCCCAACCCCGGCUGCCCCUCAGGGUCAGGCCCAGGCCCAGGCCCAGACGGCGCCCGGAGUGAGCCGGGCCCUGCCGGGCUGGCAGGAGGUGUCCCAUGCCCAGCAGCUCAAGCAGAUCGCAGCCAGCCGCCAGCAGCAGGCCCGGACACAGCAGCACCCACCAGCCCCGUGGCCGGCCCUGCCCUCGUCCACCGGGCCAUCCCCAGCCGCGUUUGGGCAGGAGAAGAUCCCCAGCCCUUCCUUUGGCCAGCAGCCGUUCAGCCCGCGAGGCUCCCCCAUCCCUGGGGUAGCUGGGAGCAGCAACCAGCCAAAAGUCAUGGCUAGCUACAUGUACAAAGCCGGCCCUGCGGCCCCGGGGGCCCCCCUGGACGCACUGCUGCAGCAGAAGCCUCCAGAGCUCAGCCGGAGCUUCCUCAACAGCUCGCACCAAGCCUUGGAGCCCCGGCCGGGCAACACCAAGCCUCUGUUCCAUUUUGGCUCAGAUCAAGCAAAUCAGCAGUUGCCUUCUGUGUUGCCUUCCCAGAGCAAGCCUUCACUCCUACACUACACACAGCAGCAGCUGCAGCCACAGCAGCAGAACUCACUUGUAAAUCAGCAGCAGCCGCCGCCGCCAGCACCCCAGGCCAGCCAUCCUCUGUCGAGCCAGCCGCUGCUGAGGUCUCCGCUGACACUUCAGCAGAAGAGCCUGCUUCAGAAGAUGCAGAAUCCCUCCCUCCCAGGCCUGGGCUGUCAAGUUGCACAGCCGCACCGACAGGAUCAACACUCUGUGGUGGGCCAGAACACGGGCCCCAGUCCAACUCCCAACUCCUGCUCGAAUCCAAACACUGGAAGUGGCUACAUGAACUCCCAGCAAUCCUUGUUGAAUCAGCAGUUGAUGGGGAAGAAACAGACGCUGCAGAAACAGAUCGCAGAGCAGAAGCAGCAACUCCUUCUCCAGCAGCAGAUGCUGGCCGACGCGGAGAAAAUCACACCACAAGAGCAGAUAAACCGACAUUUGACAAGGCUGCCCCCAGAUUACAAAGACCAAAGAAGAAACGUGGGCAGCCUCCUGCCAGCAGCCCAGUUCUCCGGUGGCUCAUCCUCGGUGAGUUUAAACUCUAACCAGGCUUUGACAAACCCAGUUUCAACACACGCCAUUUUAAAUCAAAACCCCAGCCUCAUGUCUGCUUCCCAUGCGACCAGAGCGCCGUCCUUGCCCACGGCAGCCCACAGCGCAGGGGUGUACACAGCUCUGCCCUGCGGCCAGCCUGGCACCUGUGGCGCCUCGCCCGGCGUGAAUCAGCUGACCCAACAGAGAAAUCCAAACCAACUGCUAGCAAACCCAAGCAACUCUCUGCUGCCACAGCCGUCAACGUUAGGGCCAAACAGCAGCAGUGAUGUGGCCACCAGGGCCCUUGGGUUUGGAGCUGGGACUGCUGGCAAUUCACAACUGAGACCAAAUGUAACCCACACUAUGGCAGGCCUGCCCGGCCAGAGACCGUCAUCAUCGUCAUCAUCCUCCUCCUCGUCAGCAUCAGCAUCGGCGUCCAGUGGGGUGGCCACGCCCCACAGGGCCACACGGACCUGGGCCUCUCCCGGAGUCACGGCCAGCCAGCAGGUCCCCUUGGGGGUAGCGGGAGGGCGCUUCCCCACAGCCUACACCCCCGGUCAGCCUCCGCAGCCCCCCCAGGGGACAGCGGCCCCGCCAGGCCAGCUGACACCCACAGUGCAAAUGAGGCCCGCCAGCCAGACGGGGCAGACGCUAAGUGGACAGACCGUGGCCCCCCCCAGGGGCAUGAGCCUCAGACCCGGGCAGCUUGGCACACAGGUUCUGUCUAAUCUGACCCCAACAGGGGCAGGGUUGAAUCUGCCCAGGACCGUCAUGAGCCAGCUGCCACCUCUGACUCCCAGUACUUUUCCUUCCUCGGACCAGAGCUCCAGCGCUUUCCAGGGCAGUGAGCAGGUCAGCGAGCUGGCCUUUGACCUCCUCGGCCGGCAGGCCGACAGCGUGGGCCCGGCACUGGACAGCGACGUGGACUUCAUCGACUCUCUGCUGAGGACAGAGACUGGCCACGAUGACUGGAUGAAGGACAUCAGUCUUGACGAAAUCCUGGGGAGCAACUCCUGAGGAAAGAACAGCAGAUGGCAGACCCCCAGCCCUUGGGAGCAGGCUGUGAAGGACACCCCCGGGCCAGGCCGAGCGCAAGACUGCCGCACACACGC
Molecule: messenger RNA, 3044 nt
Organism: Dipodomys ordii (Ord's kangaroo rat)
Lineage: Eukaryota; Metazoa; Chordata; Mammalia; Rodentia; Heteromyidae
Gene: Maml2
Product: mastermind-like 2 (Drosophila)
Exons: 5
Coding region: 1-2949 (982 amino acids)
Biological process (GO): positive regulation of transcription of Notch receptor target
Cellular component (GO): nucleoplasm
Molecular function (GO): transcription coactivator activity
Source: RefSeq, a predicted model, not a curated record